This is a messenger RNA of Dunckerocampus dactyliophorus (ringed pipefish), 3373 nucleotides long. Its product is annotated as reticulon-4 receptor-like 2. The coding region runs from base 284 to 1669 and encodes 461 amino acids. Gene Ontology annotation, molecular function: protein binding. The record is from RefSeq and is a predicted model, not a curated record. NCBI's taxonomy places the organism in Eukaryota, Metazoa, Chordata, Actinopteri, Syngnathiformes, Syngnathidae. The transcript has 4 exons. Gene Ontology annotation, cellular component: plasma membrane.
UUUUUAGGUAAUGUAAAGACCUCGCCAGUCCAAUACCUUUCUUGGCCCUUCCUCCGGCGCCUGUCAUCCCUCCUCCCAGGCUGACGUAUGUGAGGAUCCUCUCUGCCUACGCAUGUGGGCGACAAGCGGCCGCAAGUAUAAACAGCUAGCGGGACUCCCCAGUUCCACUCCCCUGAAGGCAAGACAUAUAGACUCUGUCUCCAGAGCUGAAGGUCAGCAGAGAUAGCAGCAAGCAGGCAAUCUCUCGCCGCGCAAGCUAACUCGCUUUCGGCUUUGGCUCGCGAUGGAGACCUGUUGGACUGUGAGGAGCUCCAGCAGAACAUCCCACAACUUCAAAAGUGGACUGUCGCUGUGGCUGAUCCUGUGGCUGGUGGUAGUGAAGCCCAGCAGUGUGGCGCCAUGCCCCAGGCUUUGUGUGUGUUACCCUACACCCAUGACGGUCAGCUGCCAGUCCCAGAACCUCACCAUCGUACCGGCCGGCGUGCCCUAUGACUCGCAACGUGUGUUUCUGCAAAACAAUCGCAUCACGGAGCUCCGUGCUGACUCCUUUGGCUUUGAGACGCAGGUGCUUUGGCUUUAUGGUAAUAACAUCACAUGGAUUGAGGCCGGGGCCUUCAGUAACCUCAGGGUUCUGGAGGAGCUGGACCUGGGUGAUAACCCCUCACUUCGGCGCCUUGAAGGUGGAGCAUUCAGGGGUUUGGAGAAGCUGCAGAGCUUGCACAUGCACCGUUGCAAGUUGGCUGUGUUACCCCAUGACCUCUUCCACAAGCUGUACAGUUUGCAGUUUCUCUACUUGCAGGACAAUCAACUCCACAUUUUGCAGGAUGACCUGUUCUCAGAUCUGGUCAACCUCACCCAUCUGUUCCUCCACGGGAACCGUAUCCGUGCCCUGUCUGAGAAUGUGUUUCGAGGCUUGGUCAAUCUGGACCGACUGCUCCUCCACGACAAUCGAAUCAGGCAGGUGAACCGUCGCGCUUUCCGCGAUCUCGGCCGCCUGACUAUUCUUUACCUGUUCAACAACUCGCUGGCUGAGCUGCCAGGACAGGCCAUGAAAGACACCCAGGGCAUUCAGUUCCUCCGCCUCAAUGGCAACCCCUGGUCCUGUGGUUGCGAGGCCCGUCCCCUGUGGGAGUGGUUCCGUAAGGCUCGUAUCUCCUCCUCUGAGCUGCUAUGCUUGUCGCCAUCCCAGCGUCGCGGGCAGGACCUCAGAUUCCUCCGGGAGCUGGACUUUGCCCUUUGCCCCAUGCCUGACCCUGGUUCUCUGGCUGGUACCACCACGACCACCUUCAGCACCAAGACCCGCUGGUGGUUCUCUAAGCAUAAGCCCGCCUCUUCCUCCAAAGCCUUGUACCAGAAGAACACAGAGACAGUGAAGGCAUUCCCUUUUACAGGAGGAAAGUCGCAGUAUCUUCCCAAAACCCCAUUCGAAUCUCCAAAGUAUGAACUAUCAGAAGCCGAGGUGGCGCUCCCAAAGCUCGACGCAGAAGAGUACUGGGCCAACUAUGGCAAUGAAGAUGCCUCCAUCCGCUGCUUUGAGGCCGAGUGCCCCCCAGGCUAUGAAAAUCCAGAGUUUGCAUCCUCAUUCUCUUCUUUAACCACCAGCCCAGUCCUCCUCCACCCUCUCUACUUCUACAUAGUCACAUUCUUCCUCCAUUUCCUUUUUGGUUGAAGUCACCAUUCCUUCAACUUCCUUUUCUUCUCUGAUUCCUCCCUUCCGCUCCUUUCAACUCAAAACAAACACACGGGAUCUCGAUCCCUUUCAGUCACCACCUGGAGUUGCAGGUAGGUGACGGUACACAGAGGCGGAAGACAAGCAAAGCAGUCAGGAUCCGUUUCAAAAGCAGACUCGAGGUUGAGGUGAUGUAAAGGCUGGAAAGUCAGCAACUUCUGCUGAUUAGCACAGCCUCCAAAAUACCAACAUCAUUGAGACGCAGACAGGAGGUCGUGAAUGACAACAGUAGGUUGGUGAGCUUCUAGUUGUUUUGCUUAUACGGAAUAUGGAAGCAAGCUAUGCAGAUGUCAUCUACAGCAGGGGCGUCCAAAGUGCGGCCUGGGGGCCAGCUCGUUCUUUAUACAAUUAAACAAGAAAAAUACGAAAAGCAAUGGCAAAAAUGGGAAAAAAAAGAUGGUUGUUGUUGAUACUAAUAACACAAAGCUGAGAUGUUUCAUAUAUAACCUCUGAAAAAAAUAUCAAAGUGGCCCCCCCGACCUCGGUGAAAGAAGUUCGGACACCCCUGGUCUGCAGCUAUUUUCUAAAUAAACCUGUACCACUGCUAAUGUUACCAUCACUCAUGGAAAUCAUGUAGACAAUAAUAUAGGGACACCUGGAUAUUAUGUCAAAAUAGAGCACAUUUGUGAGGUCAGAUGUUGGCUCUGAGAGUGGGCCGGCUGGCUCAAGAUCUCGUUCAUCUCAAAGGUGUUUGAUGAGGUUGAGGUUAGGGGCUCUCGGGUUCUUCCCCACCAAACUCAUCCAAGCAUGCCUUUAUGGACUUGGCUUUGUGGAAGCUGCAUAAAAUUGUCAAAAAUGUCUCAGUAAGGUGGAGCUCUGACUUUCAGGUGGGUCAACGGGGAUCCAGCACAACCUCUGAUUGAUUGAUUCGGUGAUUUAAAGGUGGAUCUCGAAGCUUGUACUCAAUCAUGUAUUUCUUUUCAUACGGAGACGUCAUUGGGAUCUGUUAGAUGCUCACAGAAGAAAGGGGGUGGACGAGCGCUGGAUGAUUUGCAGCCAAGAGUGAUUCUUUUUCCUCUCAGAUUCCAAGCCUUGUGCGUGUGUGGUCGUAAAGAUGCCAUCCCGGCCGCCCACACUUGCACAUGCAACUUGCAACACACAUCACACAGUACAAAAAUCCAUCACACACACGCUUCUCUGGACUGAUGGAGUAUGCCAUAAGAGUAUGGCUAGCUGGAGUAUGCUUUCCCUUUUUUUCUUUUCGGUAUCCUUUAGCGAUCGACAUGAGGACAUGAAACUCAUGUGCCAAAAGCAACGAGGAGCAAAUAUGAAAACUCAUUAUUAACUUGUAUCUAUUACAUUUGUCUGUCUUGUUUCUUAUAGGAAAUUUUGAUACUUAGAAUUAUUAACUAUACAGUAAUAAUUCAUUAUUUAACUUCCCAUAGCAGAUUAAAAUUAGUGUAAUUUUAUUUUAUUAAUGUAAUGAGAUAAUUGGUUUAAUUUAGAAGAAGUUUCCAUGUUGCAGUUGUCUUUGAUUAGAGUGUAUUUUAAGUGUGUACACAUUGUUGUUAACCGCAAUGAUCACUGAAGCCAUCAAACACAUGUUGUCCAAUUCACACAUAAUGACACAUUUACGCUGUUGAAUUCUGGGGUUUUGUAUGGAUAAAUGGUAGAAUCAAUGCUUGGUUUUCUCUUAAAAAAAUA